GCGGGCUGCGAGGGGCUCUGACCCGGCGGGGCAGCCGACCGACCGCCGCCGUGUCGUCCCAGGUCAAAUGUCAGCGUCGGGCCGCGGCAUUGACCCUGCCGCUGCGCGCCGCGCCACUUUCACCCCUGAGCGAGCGCGCCGCCACGCCGCGGAUGCUGCGGCAGUUGUGGCGUGUGCGCCGGAGUCGUCGCCGGCAUCAGCUGUGAGCUCCGGACGAGUGGCGAGGCAGCGCGCCGCCCCCGCCCCCGCCGCCGCCCGUGAGCGCCGAGCUCGGACGGAGUUCUGAGGAGCUGACACCGGACUGACUGCGUUUGGCCGCAGCUCGAUCGGGAGCAGCCGGAGGAAAUCGCCUCGGAGAAACGGUCGGCAUGGCGGCACAAAAACUAGUGCUGCUAGUGAUGACGUCACUGCUGACCCUGGUGACGUCACAACAGCCGCCGCCCAACUACAGCUACGACGCGCUGCCGGAGACGAGUUUCAGCUGUGAGGGCCGCGUGGUGGGCGGCUACUACGCCGACGUGGAGGCGGGCUGCCAGAUGUUUCACGUGUGCGGCACGUCUCAGAGGACCAGUUUCCGGUUCCUGUGCCCGAACAACACCGUGUUCGACCAGCAGCACCUGAUCUGCGCCAACUGGUUCCAAGUCAGUUGCGACCGAUCCACGGUCCUGUACGCGCGCAACUUCGAGAUCUUCAAAAAGGGAUCGGAGAAUGAAGUGGAGUUCAACGCACUUGAUGAGGAGGAUCUGCCCGAGCUGGGGGAUUACGAUUCUGGUUUCCAGGAGACGUCGUCCGGCGCCGGACGGUUUUUCGGCGGUGGUGGCGGCUCGCGGCGGGUCACGGCCGCUCCGGUGACGCGCCAGCCGGCCUCGCGCGCCCCGCGGAGGUUUGACCUGAGCACGGCGGCCACCACGCCCCGUCCGGCGGCUGCCACCGACAGCGUCAGUUUCCGUGACCAGAGCACAUUCGCCACUGCGAGUACGGCUCCGGCGCAGCGCGCGCAGUCCCGCCGACCGCUGCUACCGACACCGCUGCCGCCGCUGGCCCCCGCUGAGACUUCGAGAGUCCCUCCGGCGCCUGCCCCAACCUCGACCCCGACCUCAGCCCCGGUCGGACAGGACGUGCAGCGGGUCACCCUGGGGGAGUUCCGAGCCACCUCUCCGCGGCCGGUGCCGACGUUCACAACUCCGGCUCCGCCACUGCCGACAGCCGCCCCCGCCGCGGCCGGUGGCUCGUUUAGCACACCCGUCCCCGUGUUCACGACCACCGGCCGGUUCCCGUUCGGAUUCACCAGCGUGCCUCGCACCAACUUCGCGUUCGGCCGCGGCGGCUCGUUCUCGUUCGGCACGGGCGUGUCGAGCAGAGCGCCGGUGGCGCCGACGGCUGGUCCUCCAACGACCGCUGCUACGUCUCCACCCGAGCUGCCGGAGCUCACCAACGACCUCCGCGAGCAGGAGCAGCUGACCUCGGGUGAUUCCCGCAGGCAGUUUGACGGAACCGACCGGAACCGGAACCGUUUGAGGACAGGAGUCUCCGUCAGCAGCACACCAAGGCCGUUCAGCUCCCGCACGCUACCACCGACGACACCGGCGCCGUUCCGCGUCGUGUCCGUCUCACCCGCGUCACCGUUCGUGCGCGGCACGUCGCCGACGACCCGACCGAGCCAGGCCCCCACUGAGUCAGCGACGACGGUCAGCCCGGCAGCAGGCGGCUUCUUCGGGGCCAGUGUGGUGCCGGAUGUGGCCUCAACCAGCGGCAGGGCCAGAUUUGGAAGCAGGGGACGGACGCAGCCGGAUGCUGGUAGCUCGGGGAACUUCGGUGAUAUCAAUGCCAUAAAUAAUAUCAACGACAUCAACACUAGAACCAGGGAUGAUAACAGCGCCGAGAUCGGCAGAGGCCGACUGGAGGUGACGACCGCGCCGCCCGGCGGUCGUUUCAGCGCCACAGUGCCGACUCGUAGCCCAUCAACGAGAUUCUCCGGCAGCAGAGUACCGAGCACAGCCCAGCCCUCUAGUGGAGCCAGGGCCAGCUUCCGCCGCCGUCGGCCGUCCGCCGCCACCGCUGCGCCGGCCUCAGAGGGCGCCAUCGUCAGCAGGAGGCGCGGCUCGCGGUGGCGCGGCGGCUCCCGGGUCCGGCCCAGCGCCGAGCCGGUGACCGCGGUCAGCCCGGCGGCCGCUGUGGCGCCCUCUGUCAGUCCCAGCGCCGCUGCUCCGAGCGCUGCGGUCGGCGUGUCGAGCCCCAGCCGGCGGCCGGCAGUGGCCCGUCCCGUGCCGCGGCCCACCGCCUCCCCGCCCGCCGAGCUCACCAACGAGAUCGACAGCGCGCCGACUCGCAAACCCACGCCGCGCUCGCGCAGCCGCGGCCGCGGCAGUCGCCGGUUCGACCCGCGCCUGCCUGGUGGUGACCUCAGCCCGACCCAGUAUGUGAGGACUCGCGGGGGCCGGGGCCGGCUGGCACCGCCUACAGUGCCGCCGCCCACUCUGCCACCCCAGCUGAGCUCCAUCUCCGACAUCGCGGACGUCGAGGCGCUGACCGACCAGCUGAACCUGCUGGACGAGCAGGAGCUGCUGGAGGAGCUGGAGCGAGAGGACCGCCGCUUCAGGAACGGACCCGAGGCCAACAACAGGUCCAUCGACAGCUCGUCUCGACGUCAGAAGCUGCCGGACCGCGGCACCACGCCGGCGCCGCUGCUGAUCGCGCGCGGCCCGCCGCCCACCCGGCCGGCGCCGCGGCGACCCACAGCUCCACCCACGACCGCAGCUGCCGUCACCACGCCGCAGAUCAUCAGAAAGAGGAUCCGAGUGCGUGGUAGGCCGAGUCGCCGGCCGAGGGUGGGCGGCCGCCGGAGGACCACCACCACACGGCGCCCCACCACCACUACCACAACUACAGAGACCCCUACUACACCCGCGCCAACCCCGCGGACCCGUCCGGCCGUCACCUUCCCUCCCACCGUCCCACCAGCUCCGACAACCACCCCUGCACCGACCACAGAGGUCAGCACACUUCCCACCAACAAAGAAGCCUCUAAUAUAGGCCGUCAGAGCGGCGGCUUCUUCCUGCGACCCAAACUACAGCUAAGCUCAGCGCUACCCACCGAUCUACAAACCCGUCGUCUGAACGAUGUUAACGAGCUGGCUGCCGAGCGAACCGGCCGCUCACGAAACACCAGCCCGAUCGCCUUCAGUCGAGGGACGCGCUCCACAACACGUGCGCCGGAGGCCCGGCUCUCGGAGAUUCUGUUCGCAUCCAGCUCGCCAGGGAGGGCCGGAGGAGGCCGGACCGGAGACGCCGAUUAUGAUUAUCAAUACUACGACUCCGACUUUAGACUGGAGCAUCAGGAUGAUAUUGAAGACGUGAAUGAUCUGUUCCAGACUCUCAGUAGGAAAUCUAGGUGGACGUGAGAUGUAAUAGGGAUUGGACUUGAGGGAGGGGAGGGGUGCCGUCAUGAGGUCCCGCCGCGACGGACGUGUCAAAGCGGAAUCGGUGAAUAGAAGCCCGGUUUCUGAACUAACCGGGCACCGUCUUGUCGCCAUUCGUGUUCGUUGUUAGGAUAAAUAAGCGUGCGGUCUCAGACGUCAGUAUUUGGGAGGAGCGGUGUAUGAUAGUGUUCGUGGCACUGCGAGCGAGCUGAGAUAUGACUCGAGAGAUCACCACUAGCGAGUGAACGGUUCUGUCAUGCGACCCCAUGGAACUCGCGACUGUGCGAGCGAUAGCUUUAGUGUGCAUGUGAAAUGUGAGCGAAUGUCGUGGUGUGACAAAUACAUUAUGUACGAGC
This is a messenger RNA of Amphibalanus amphitrite, 3775 nucleotides long. RefSeq names its product mucin-5AC-like. Gene Ontology annotation, molecular function: chitin binding. NCBI's taxonomy places the organism in Eukaryota, Metazoa, Arthropoda, Thecostraca, Balanomorpha, Balanidae. The record is from RefSeq and is a predicted model, not a curated record. Gene Ontology annotation, cellular component: extracellular region. The transcript is spliced from 4 exons. Bases 369 to 3401 code for a protein of 1010 amino acids.